This is a messenger RNA of Entrophospora candida, 892 nucleotides long. NCBI's taxonomy places the organism in Eukaryota, Fungi, Glomeromycota, Glomeromycetes, Entrophosporales, Entrophosporaceae. The record is from the annotation of a GenBank genome assembly.
UGUAGUGUUAGUAGAGCUUUUACAGUUUGAAGAAGACUCAAAGUCUAGAUCAAGUUCAAAGUAUGAAAUAAAGGAAACAAGAAUAACCUCUAAAGAAUUCUUAUUGCAAUACCCGAGAGGAUUGGUAGAAGAAAGCGAGAUUGUUACAAAAGCUUUAGAAAAAUUCAGAGAUUGCAAAGUUUUUAAAAACCUAUUAAUAGAAUUAUUAAAAAUAGGAUUGAAAAAAUAUUAUGAGAUUGAAGAAGAGAAAGGUGUUGGUGAAACAAAAGUUACUUUAAUCGCUUGUUAUUCAUUUCAAGAAUCACGACCUAGAAUGGCAGCACAAUUUUCACCAUUACAUGCACUCAAUUCACCUAGAUGUAAGGUGGAAGUAUAUGGCGAACCCAGAAAGCAUGCUUGGGCAAAAGAUUCUCAAUGGGUUCGUGAACGUGAAAGAUUAGAAGAAACAAUGCAUCCAGGAUUUAAUGAAAUUAUACUGACAGAUUCAAAUACUCAUAACAUCUACGAAGGAUUAAGUUCAAAUUUUUUUGCAGUAAUAUAUAAUCCUGAUACUAAACAACCAUUGGUGGUCACAGCACCGUUGAGUGUAGUCUUAGAGGGAACAAUAAUGAAAAUUGUAAGGAUGAUUUGUGAGAGAGAUAAUAUCGAUUUUAAAUAUUGGUUUCCUAAUACUCAAGAUGUACAUUUGUGGGAAGGCACUACAAGAUUAGUUUUACCAAUUGAAUUGAUUAAAUUUCGUGAUGGAAUGCCAAUAGCAAAAUUACCACCAAAUAACGAUACAGUAGAAUACAUAAAACAAGAAGUUGAAAAAGAAAUUUUUAAUAGAGCUUAUAGAAUAUUAAAAGAUGAUGAUCUAACGGAAAAUGGAAAAAUUUGUUUUAUGUGCGAGUAA